AUGGCCACUUUCGGCUCCACACAUCUCAUGCUCGCAAUUAAGACAGGAAUUGUCGUUGGUGUCAUCGCCCUUGCUGAAGGAAUAGCAGUAGGAAGAAGUUUUGCAGCAUUCAAAAGCUACCACAUAGACGGAAACAAAGAGAUGAUCGCGAUUGGAAUGAUGAACAUCGCAGGUUCCUGCACAUCUUGCUACUUAACAACUGGUCCGUUCUCGAGGACAGCGGUGAAUUUUAAUGCAGGAUGCAAGACUGCGGUCUCCAACAUUGUCAUGGCGACUGCAGUGAUGAUAACCUUACUAUUUCUAACACCACUGUUCUACUACACGCCUAUCGUUGUGCUAUCUGCCAUCAUUAUGUCGGCAAUGAUCACCCUUAUAGACUAUCAAGCUGCCAUCCACUUGUGGGGAAUCGACAAGUUCGAUUUUAUCAUCUGCAUAAGCGCAUAUGUAGGAGUUGUCUUUGGCAGCGUGGAAACUGGACUAGUUAUAGCGGUGGCAAUAUCCCUACUUCGUGUACUAUUGUUCGUAGCAAGGCCAAGGACUUCUGUCAUGGGUAAUAUUCCUAAUUCCAUGGCGUACAGAAGCAUUGAACAAUACCCAAAAGCAAUUUACAUUCCAGGGAUUCUUAUACUCAAUAUCAGCGGCCCAAUCUACUUCGCCAAUGCAAAUUACCUAAGAGAAAGGAUCUCAAGAUGGAUGGAUGAAGAGGAGGAAAAGCUAAAGUGUGCACAGAAGCAUGACCUGCAAUAUGUAAUACUAGAUAUGAGUGCUGUAGGAAGCAUUGAUACAAGUGGAAUCAGCAUGCUCGAAGAAGUAAAGAAAAUUGCUAACACUAGAAGCAUUAAGCUUGCGCUAGCUAAUCCCGGAGGAGAAGUGAUGAAGAAGUUACACAAAUCAAAGAUAAUUGAUACAAUUGGGCAAGAAUGGAUCUACCUGACAGUCGGAGAAGCUGUAAGCGACUGCAACAUCAUGCUUCAAGCAUGCAAGCCAAAAACUAAGGCAGUUGAAUGUGAGGCAGCAGAUGAUCAAGUUUGAUGUCACAGAAACUUGUUUCCUUCUACAACAAGAGGGACAGUUUCUGCAAAAGAAGCUUCCGAAUGUUUUCAAUAGAUUUGGAAGCGUCAACAACUAAAUGAUUGUAUUAUAGCAUGAUUGCCAAGUUUGGGAUGUGAUAGAGCAAGUAGUCAUUAGAGAUUGUUGUGGUUUAUCAUUUCCAUGAAGCAUUUCAGGAGAAAUAUUUUUCUUCA
Salvia hispanica is the source of this 1244-nucleotide messenger RNA. The record is from RefSeq and is a predicted model, not a curated record. Lineage: Eukaryota; Viridiplantae; Streptophyta; Magnoliopsida; Lamiales; Lamiaceae.